AUGGAUCAAUUACCAUUAAAGAAAAGAAUUAUACAAUCAUAUCGUCAAUCACCACCACCAUCAUCACCAACAACAUCGGAAACUGAUUCAUUGGAUAGUGGAUUUUCUGAACAAUGUUUAAUGAAUUUAAUUGAACCAUUAGAUCUUUCAUAUCAAACAUCAUUGAUUUCAUCAUCGAUUAAUAGUGAUUCCGAAACGACUAUCGAUAAUAGCGAUGUUAGUUUGAUGAUCCAUGAUCAAUCAUCAUCACCGCAUUUACAAAUGAUGAUAUCGGUGGAUGAAUUCAAAAAUCAUCAUCAACAACAACGAUUAAUAUGUCCAAAUUGUAAUAAAAUAUAUGAAUCAAAUUCACGUUAUCGUGCACAUAUACGUCGUCAUGAAAGUAAACAAAGUGGCCGUUAUCAAUGUAAUAUAUGUCAGAAAAAUUUUGUACAACGUUCCAGUUUACGAACACAUAUUCGUAUACAUACGGGUGAAAAACCAUAUCAUUGUACAAUUUGUGAACAACGUUUUGGUGAUUUUUCUACCUAUACUAAACAUCGUCGUACGCAUACAGGUGAAAAACCAUAUCAAUGUCCGGCCUGUUUUCGUUCAUUUUCACAAUCGGGUAAUAUGCAUCGUCAUUUAAAAGUUGUACAUAGACCACGCCCAUCAUCAUCAUCUAGUAGCCUAUAUAAAUCAAUAAAAUUGGAAUCAAAAAUCAAUUGAAAGAAAACAAUGAAACAUGCUUGUAUUUGUGUUAAUGUUGUUGUU
This is a messenger RNA of Dermatophagoides pteronyssinus (European house dust mite), 753 nucleotides long. RefSeq lists its product as uncharacterized. Gene Ontology annotation, molecular function: DNA-binding transcription factor activity, RNA polymerase II-specific; RNA polymerase II cis-regulatory region sequence-specific DNA binding. Lineage: Eukaryota; Metazoa; Arthropoda; Arachnida; Sarcoptiformes; Pyroglyphidae. The record is from RefSeq and is a predicted model, not a curated record. Gene Ontology annotation, biological process: regulation of transcription by RNA polymerase II.